Messenger RNA from Alternaria novae-zelandiae, 330 nucleotides. RefSeq lists its product as uncharacterized. Bases 1 to 330 code for a protein of 109 amino acids. The record is from RefSeq and is a predicted model, not a curated record. The transcript is spliced from 3 exons. Lineage: Eukaryota; Fungi; Ascomycota; Dothideomycetes; Pleosporales; Pleosporaceae.
AUGCAGCAGAGUGAAGCCAUGUGGAUCAAGUUUGACGCAGACAGACUGUACGUGAUCCGUAUCUACGUCGACAAUGUGAACGUGGUGACAGGCCAAACCUCGCAAGUACAAGGCCAGCAAGACUAUGUCAUCGUGCCCGAUCAGGCCUUCCUCAAUGGAUACAAAUCCAACAUCAAUGCGUUAACAACACAGUUUCGCCGUCCACGCAUGACUGUCAGGGACUUCACGAGGAAGUACGAGCUUCAAUUCGAAGACGGUACUGUUAUCUCGGCUAGACUUACCAGUCAAGAGGAACAGGUCGACGGUAUGAAGAGCGAUCAUGUGAUGUAA